Messenger RNA from Parastagonospora nodorum SN15, 1738 nucleotides. RefSeq lists its product as hypothetical. Gene Ontology annotation, biological process: DNA repair; DNA replication; DNA recombination. Bases 1 to 1737 code for a protein of 578 amino acids. Gene Ontology annotation, molecular function: DNA binding. Gene Ontology annotation, cellular component: nucleus. The record is from RefSeq and is a predicted model, not a curated record. The transcript is spliced from 4 exons. Lineage: Eukaryota; Fungi; Ascomycota; Dothideomycetes; Pleosporales; Phaeosphaeriaceae.
AUGGAGCCCAAGGCCGGCGAUGCGAACCCCGUGCAGCGCUUCCGCGUUGUGCUGAGUGACAUUCGCAAUUUCAUCCAGACCAUGAUUGCUACCACCGCGAACGAUAUUGUCACGUCUGGGCAACUGAAGAAGGGUUCAAUUGUGAGACUUGUCAAGUACAACCCACAACAAGUCAAGGACAAGAACAUCCUCAUCAUCAUGGAACUCGAAGUCCUUUCACAGUAUGGCGAACUGGACAAGAUCGGCCAGCCAGAAGCGCUAGACACGAAAUCCGACCCUCCUCAGCCUGCUGCAAUCUCGGGCAACAACUUCUACGGCUCAAAGCAGCCACCAGCACCUCAGCCGCAACGCAAUCUCCCUGUUCACCAGAGUAACCCCGCAACAUCCUCGCAUCCGCAUCUGUACCCCAUCGAGUCGCUAUCGCCAUACGCACACAAGUGGACCAUUCGUGCACGAUGCACCAACAAGAGUGACAUGAAGGAAUGGCACAAUGCAAAAGGCACCGGCAAGCUUUUCAGCGUAAACUUGCUCGACGACACUGGCGAAAUUCGAGCCACAGCCUUUACUGAAGCUGCUGAGAAGCUGUUUCCUGUUUUCGAGGUAGGUACGGUCUACUACAUCUCCGCGCCAUGCAGAGUCACACUUGCGAAGAAGCAAUUCUCAAACUUACCAAACGACUACGAGCUGCAAUUUGAGAAGGAUACCGAAGUGGAGAAGGCUGAAGACCAGGACAACAAACCUCAGAUCCGCUUCAACUUCACCAAGAUUGGUGAUCUCAACUCAGUUGAGAAGGACACGACGAUCGACACAGUCGGUGUUCUCAAGGAGGUCGCUGAAGUCAACACGAUUACGUCGAAGAACACAAACAAGGACUUCAGCAAGCGCGAGUUGACGUUGGCAGACGACAGUCAGACAUCGGUGCGUCUCACCAUUUGGGGCAAGACGGCUGAAACCUUCGACGCCCCGCUGGAAUCAAUUAUUGCAUUCAAGGGCGUCAAAGUCUCUGAUUUCGGUGGGCGGAGUCUGAGUCUGUUGAGCUCUGGCUCGAUGAUGGUCGAUCCUGAUAUCGACGAGGCACACAAGCUCCGAGGAUGGUUCAACGCUGUUGGCCAAAAUGCCACCUUCUCCACACACCAGAAUAUGGCCGGAGCGUCUGGUGGCUCUUCGAAGAACGAGAACAAACUCAUCUCACAGUGUAUCGAGGAAGAGACCUACUUGCAAGACACACCUUCCUACAUGAGCUUGAAAGCGUCUGUCGUGUACGUCAAGAACACCACAGUUGCUUAUCCGGCAUGUUCCACAGCCGGCUGCAACAAGAAGGUCAUCGAAGAGAAUCCAGGCUCCUGGUGGUGUGAGAAAUGCCAACAGAGUUUCCCGGAGCCUAACUACCGCUACGUGCUGAGCGUCAAUGUUGCUGAUCACACCGGCACACUCUGGCUCAGCUGUUUCGACGAAGCUGGCCAGAGUAUCGUUGGCAUGUCCGCAAAUGAAGCUAUGAAGAUCAAGGUGGAUGACGAGGAGAACAAUACGCAGAACUUCAUGACUGCCAUGCAGGAAGCAACCUGCAAGACAUUCAACUUUCGGGUACGAGCGAAAAUGGAGACGUACCAGGAUCAGCCCAAGCCUCGCUAUCAAGUCAUGAACAUGUAUCCGCUCAACUACGCACAAGAAGCGAACAAGCUCGCCCAGCUCAUCAAACAGUACGAUACAAACGAGGACAGCUUGUUUGUGAACUAGU